Messenger RNA from Blumeria graminis f. sp. triticale, 1308 nucleotides. Lineage: Eukaryota; Fungi; Ascomycota; Leotiomycetes; Helotiales; Erysiphaceae. The record is from the annotation of a GenBank genome assembly.
AUGGUGGUACAUACAAACAUGGCGACGCCAUCACCACCCAAGCCUUGGGAGAGGGGAGGAACUACAGAGAAUCAAAAGACUGAUUCCUCUCACCUAGCAACAACGUCAAACGUUGAAUUACCUAUAUCACCCUCUAACCCAAGCUCAACGGCUGCACUUCCGUUAACGUCAACGUCAAGCGCUCCAGUGAUUCCUGAGCGGCCGGCAAGUCUUAACUCAGCAAUUCCUCGAAACGCCAAUGCGUAUCCUCCCUACAGUGCCAAUAGAGUCGGUGUAAACUCACCUUACGGGGGAAUCUCUUCGACAUACGGAAACCCAUACUCGAGAAUGGGCUACGGCGCCAUGGGCGGUAUGGGUGGGGUAUACGGUAUGGGUGGGAUGGGUGGUAUGGGCUACGGCAGUAUGGGCAACAUGUAUGGUGGUAUGGGCGCAGACCCAAACGACCCUAAUAGCUUGACAAAUGGUCUCACGCAGAACACUCAGGCUACCUUUCAAAUGAUCGAAAAUAUUGUAGGCGCAUUCGGCGGAUUUGCACAGAUGUUAGAGAGCACUUACAUGGCAACUCAUUCGAGCUUUUUCGCCAUGGUCUCAGUGGCAGAACAAUUUGGGAACCUUAAGAAUUCCCUAGGCUCGAUCCUAGGAAUAUUUACCCUGAUGAGAUGGCUUCGGACGCUCUUCGCCAAGCUAACCGGCCGACCGCCACCAAGUGACGCGAUGUCUCUCACUCCGCGAGCGUUUGCUAGAUUCGAAGGCCGGAAAUCUCUUCCUGAUGGCUCACCCGCUAGCUCGGCUCGACCAAGUAAAAAGCCAUUAUUAUUCUUUGCUGCCGCUGCUUUUGGCUUACCAUACCUAAUGGCAAAGUUGAUAAGAGUCCUUGCCGCAUCGCAGGAUGAAGAACAGCGUCGAUUAGCAGCCGCAGGACAAUUAGUAUCUCAACAAAUUGAUCCAUCAAAGUUGGAAUUUUGUAGAGUUAUUUACGACUUUACUCCCGAAUCAGGGGCUGCGGUAAAAGGUGUCGACCUGGAGGUCAGGAAGGGUGAUUUAGUUGCUGUCUUAAGCAAGAGCGAUCCAUUGGGGAACCCAAGCGACUGGUGGAGAUGCAGAGCCCGAGAUGGUCAGAUGGGGUACCUACCCGGUGUUUACCUAGAAGUAGCUAAAAGGCCAGGAAACCCAGUCGUACAAAUACAGAAUCCUGAACAGAAGAAAGAGCUUAAGAACCCCACCAUGAAGGCCUCUAUGCCCAUGGAGGAGAGCGAAAUGGGAGCUAAUAGCAUGGAAAGUUUUCAAAGGAGCCAAUUUAAUUCAUAA